Messenger RNA from Galleria mellonella (greater wax moth), 2495 nucleotides. It is a transcript of the gene mre11, whose product is annotated as double-strand break repair protein MRE11. Gene Ontology annotation, cellular component: Mre11 complex; nucleus. NCBI's taxonomy places the organism in Eukaryota, Metazoa, Arthropoda, Insecta, Lepidoptera, Pyralidae. The record is from RefSeq and is a predicted model, not a curated record. Gene Ontology annotation, molecular function: 3'-5'-DNA exonuclease activity; DNA endonuclease activity; manganese ion binding. The transcript has a single exon. The coding region runs from base 121 to 1989 and encodes 622 amino acids. Gene Ontology annotation, biological process: double-strand break repair via nonhomologous end joining; double-strand break repair via homologous recombination; mitochondrial double-strand break repair via homologous recombination.
AGUGCCGUUGCAUUCUAGAUAAACGAAAGUUUAAAAAGUACACUGUGUUUUGUCAUGAUAUUUACCGGUAUAUUUUAUAAUUUUAUAAUUAUUUUGUUGAAUUUUUAGAAAAUAAAAAAAAUGGUUGGAAUAGAUCCCGGAUCAUGGUCCGCUGAUGACACCAUGAGAAUUUUAAUAGCAUCAGACAUACAUUUAGGUUACCUCGAAAACGACGCCGUUCGCGGGGAAGAUAGUUUCAUUGCAUUCGAAGAAGUUUUAUCAUUAGCUGUACAGUACGACGCAGAUUUGAUCUUGCUUGGAGGAGAUCUAUUCGAUCAUGCGAAACCUUCCCCUGCAUGUAUGUUCAAAUGUACACAACUUAUCAGAAAAUAUUGUUUAGGCGAUAAGCCCAUCAGCGUCGAGCUAUUGUCAGAUCAAUUUGUGAAUUUUUCUCGUGUCGUCAACUACGAAGAUCCAAAUUUAAAUGUGUCAUACCCCAUUUUAUCUAUACAUGGUAAUCAUGAUGACCCCGUGGGGCAAAGCAGUAUCAGCUCUCUCGACAUUUUGUCUAUCACAGGUCUGGUGAACUAUUUUGGCAAAUGGAGUGACUACACUCACGUUCGCAUUACACCUGUUCUUAUGCAAAAGGGAUCCACUAAGCUAGCACUUUAUGGCCUCAGCCACCUAAAGGAUCAACGACUUUCUCGACUUUUUGCAGAAAAAAAAGUAGAAAUAGAGCGUCCCGAUGAUGGGAAUGACUGGUUCAACUUGUUAACUCUGCACCAGAACAGGGCUGACAGGGGCCCUAGUAAUUACAUACGGGAAGAUGUAUUGCCAAGUUUUUUAGACUUAGUAGUAUGGGGCCAUGAACAUGAUUGUCAGCUCUAUGAAAUGAAAGAAAAUAAAACUGAGAAUGAAAGAUUUUUUGUUGUACAGCCUGGCAGUACAGUCGCGACAUCGUUAGCCUCUGGAGAGGCGUUGCCAAAGCACUGUGCACUAUUACAAAUACACAAUAGUGAUUAUAUAUUGACACCCAUUCCAUUGAAGACAGUUCGUCCCUUCAUCUUCAAGACCAUUGUUUUAUCCGAAGAAGAUUUGGGCUCCAAGCAAGUAAAUGAAAAUGAAAAAGUACAGGAGUUCUUAAAAUCUAAAAUAAAUGAAGCUAUCUCUGAAGCUGAGAAGCUCCGUAGUGGAGAUCCCAAACAACCAACCCUGCCAUUAGUAAGACUCAGUGUAUUUUAUGAGCGAGAGGAACAAGACUUCAAUAGAGUGAGAUUUGGACAAAAUUUUAAUGGUCUAGUUGCAAAUCCGAAUGAUAUACUGAUUAUGAAAAAAGAAAAGAAAAUUAGAGAGCGAAAGGAGCAAAUCAACAAUGAGGACAAUCACAUUUCGGGCGUGGCCGCCGAGGCCGUAGACGUAGAAUCUCUGCUGCGUACGUACUUCGAGUCUCUACCCCCCGAGCGAAACCUCCAAGUGUUAUCGGUGCGCGCCGUCACGGACGCUGUCAGGGAGUUUACUCUGAAGCACGACGACGACGUGUUCCGGCGCGUCUUCGAAGCUCACAAACGGCGAUGCGUCGCAGCCCUGCUCGAGUCCACGGCGGAGAAGGUCGACGAGGUCGAGGAACGACUCCGCAUCUGCAAACAGGAAUUGGACGCGGCCGAUGACGAUCAACUGAGAACACUCAUCGAUACGACGGCCGCACUCAAGGUCAACAACACCCCGACUAUGAAGCGGGCUGUGGUGGUGCUGUCGAGCGACGACGAGGCCAAGGUGGAGGAAGCCAUGGCUCGCGGGCGAGGGCGCGGGGCGCGGGGCGCUCGCGGCCGGGGCCGGGGCCGCGGCCGCAGCCGCGCGCGCGCCGACCCCGACCCGCCGCCGCCCGAGCCGGCGCCCGAGCGCCGCACCACGCCGCGCCGCUCUGCCGCACAGAAGUCUGCCACGUGGUUGCAGAGCUUGGCCACGACACGGCGACGUCGCGAGUCGUCGGAUAUCGAAGAUUCCGACUGAACGCUAGACCGUUGAGCAUUCCUUUCUAAUAAAUCUCUUUAUCACUUGAAACGUGUUGUCGUUGCGAUCAGUAAUAGUAGCUACCUAUUGUAGAUUUCUUCCCGUACCUACCAUGAUUUCGAUAUUCCCUAACUCAAAAUCUAUUCACAGGAUACGGUCCACAGAAAAUAGUAGUGUGCACCCGGCGAUACGCUUAGGCAUUGCAAUCCAUUCCUGUGAACACCCGUUAUAAAUAAGUAUGACAAAAGAGCUAGUCGUAAUUAUAUUUGCAUUAAAUAGGGUAGGUAUCGGUGGUGUUAUAUUACAUAAAGUGUCGAACCUAUUUAGCCAUUACAUUUAUUUAUGCGUCGACAACAACUGUACUAGAUAUAUAUCUAUAUUUUUUUUUAAAAUUCGUCUACCGACUAAAAGAUUUUGUUAAGUAACCAUUUAAAUAAUCUAUUUUUAAAUUUGUUUAAUGAAAGUUUCUUUAUAUCAAUAGGAAUAUUAUUAAAUAUAUAAUAUAA